Malania oleifera is the source of this 1762-nucleotide messenger RNA. Its product is annotated as metalloendoproteinase 2-MMP-like. Gene Ontology annotation, cellular component: extracellular matrix. Lineage: Eukaryota; Viridiplantae; Streptophyta; Magnoliopsida; Santalales; Ximeniaceae. Bases 419 to 1552 code for a protein of 377 amino acids. The record is from RefSeq and is a predicted model, not a curated record. Gene Ontology annotation, molecular function: metalloendopeptidase activity; zinc ion binding. Gene Ontology annotation, biological process: extracellular matrix organization; collagen catabolic process; proteolysis. The transcript has a single exon.
AUCUGCCAAGAUAUAAUAUAUAGUAUUUUCUGUUAUUAAACACAUGUUCUAUGAUACGAAUAGGCCAAUCUCAGUAGGGCCCACUCGGAGACGGAACCAAUGACUUCAUUCCACGUGCAUAGGAAACAUCCUGCGUGGGUUCGCAGACUGCGAUGUCAUCACGGACAGUUCAACCCCCUUCUUUGACCCUCUUGCCCGCCAUCCCGCAGCCGUCAAAGACGUCCAAACCGUAACCCAUCCCGCCGAGCACAUCAAUUCAGAUUUUUCCGAGGACGCGUCGGCGCACAUGUUCGCAAGUAACCUAACCUGCUAGGUAUAGUCAAAAGAACAUAUUAGUCAAAGCAAAAAACACCAGAAACACUUCCAAUGUUUCGACGCAUUCCAUACCAUAAGUUUAAAUACUUCCUCUGAUUGGUAGAUGAGAGAAAAUACGCAAAUCCCCGAAAACAUGAGACACGUUCUGUUUGCUUUGGCCAUUUUUCUGUGCCUUCGCACAGUUUCAGUCUCCGCCUUCCCCCGGUUCUUCCCAAAUAUAUCCGCCCUUCCGCCGCCAGCGCUCCUCCCCAAUGCCACCGCUGGCCCCUGGCAGCGCUUCCAGAACUUCUCCGGCUGCCAACGCGGCGAAGUCCUCGACGGCUUGGCCAAACUCAAACAGUACUUCCAUUACUUCGGGUACAUCCCGACCUCCAACUUCUCCGACGACUUCGAUGAUAUUCUCGAAUCUGCGAUUAAGACGUACCAGCGCAACUUCAAUUUGAACGUCACCGGCAGCCUCGACGUCCCUACCCUCCGCCAGAUCGUCCGCCCCAGAUGCGGCGUCGCCGACAUAGUCAACGGCUCCAGCUCCAUGAACUCCGGCAAGACGGCGUCUCCUGACAGCGCCUCCUUCCAUACCGUCGCUCACUAUUCAUUCUUCCCCGGCACGCCGACGUGGCCGGAGUCCCGGCGGGACCUCACCUACGCUUUCUUGCCGGACAAUCAGCUUUCGGAUGACGUGAAGACGGUGUUCGCCGACGCCUUCGCCCGGUGGGCCGCGGUCACGACACUGACGUUCUCGGAGGCGGCAUCGUACUCUGCCGCCGACAUCCGGAUAGGAUUCUACAGCGGCGACCACGGCGACGGGGAGGCGUUCGACGGCGUGUUGGGGACGCUGGCGCACGCGUUCUCGCCGCCGAGCGGGCGGUUCCACUUGGACGCGGACGAGAACUGGGUGAUCGACCUAAGCUCGUCGACAGCGACGACGGCGGUGGACCUAGAGUCGGUGGCGAUUCACGAGAUCGGGCACCUUCUGGGGCUGGGGCACUCCUCAGUGGAGGAGUCCAUCAUGUACCCGACGAUCACGUCGGGGACGAGGAAGGUGGAGCUCGUAAACGACGACGUACAGGGGAUUCAGGAGCUGUACGGCAGCAAUCCCAAUUACAACGGUUCGUCGUCGACGACGUCGACGACGUCAAAUCAGGAGAGGGACUCGUCGGACGGUGGGGUUCGCGGCGGGCCAAGGUGGGGACUUGGUCUUCUGACGGUGAUUGGAUCUGUUGUAUUGGUAUUGUAAAUUAUUAUUAUUAUUAUUUGAAUUCUUCGUAUUUUAUUUAUUUUUUUAAUUCUUAUAAUGAUAAAGUUGACAGUGUAUGAGAGAUUUUUUUUUUUUUCUUCUUUAAACAUUGUUACCAUACACUGGUAGGGGCAGAGCAUGUUAAUGUUUUUGUAAUUUAUGGGGAUGUUUAUAAGUGUUUAGGAAUAUUAUUGGGUUGCUUAGUUUUUA